Synchiropus splendidus (mandarinfish) is the source of this 5995-nucleotide messenger RNA. It is a transcript of the gene perm1a, whose product is annotated as PPARGC1 and ESRR induced regulator, muscle 1. Gene Ontology annotation, biological process: response to muscle activity; regulation of DNA-templated transcription. Gene Ontology annotation, cellular component: cytoplasm; nucleus. The record is from RefSeq and is a predicted model, not a curated record. Lineage: Eukaryota; Metazoa; Chordata; Actinopteri; Syngnathiformes; Callionymidae. The transcript is spliced from 4 exons. Bases 2128 to 5151 code for a protein of 1007 amino acids.
AUCAUGUGACCCUCUGCUGGUCUUUGUUUCAUUUUGGUUGAAUCGCUGGCCCAGACCUGCUGAACAAUUAGGCUAAAACUCUGUCACAUUAGCCUCCGUGAAACAGCCUGAAAAGAUUCCAAUCUUAAGUCCAAGAAGUGAUUCAUAAGAGCCUAAUCCUGUUGAUGGAAACAGAAUCCCACCCGUGUCAAAACGGCCCACCGCCCCAGGUGCAGGAGCUACACAAGCCCGGGCCUGUCCCGCUUUUAUCAUCGCUGAUGAAUGUGAAGGACCCUCUUGGGCACACAGAGGUUUGGCUAAUUAGAGGGUCUGUUUUCUCAUAAAUAUCUAUAGUGAUGAAAAUGAGGCCUCAGAAAGUCGCAGGAGCAGCCUGUGAAAGUGUGGGAUGCAAAUCCUGACCCCGCAAACACAAACCUGACAGAUGUGAGUCAUUCAAAUUGUAAUUCAUCAUCCAAUUUGUGUUUUAUCGCUCCUUGAUCUCACUGGAGUCUGUUGAAAAAAAACUUUGUGUUGCGCUUGUUUCAAUGGACUGAAGAGUCUGUUGAAGCAUUUGGAAAUUAAAAUUCCUGUCACACUUUUUUAGCUCUGUUUUUAUUACAUCACACAUUUUUCAGAAAUGAAUACUGGAUUAUAUUUUAUUUAUUGAUAUUUUAUUAUUUUAAUUCACAACAUAAUAGACAGCGCAUUCAUUUGCUGUCGUCACUUAAACACAGGACUCAUUACCAAAAUAUUUCUAAUUCAAUGAGAGAUGUUUCAGAUGGAGAGGUUUGUGUUCCUGAUAAAGUGCUGUCAUGGCAACAAAAACUAUUUAGACAAAAUAGUGUCCAUUCUUACAAGGGGUAAAACAUUGAUGCAAAUUAAGCAGCAGCUUUUUAAAACAAGAAACGCACGACACAACCGUGCCACAGCUUUGUUUUUUCCAAUGAUUCAUCAAAAUAAAUACUCAAAACCUUUCAACUUUUGAUGUGUGUGUGUGUGCCUUAUCUAGCUAUAAUGGUGGGGACCAAUUCUUGGGAACACACCACACAAGUUUAAGCCUCAAUUUGAUGAUUAACCGAAAUAACCGGGUCAUACUUGAGUUUAUGUUUGGUUCAUUUUGAAAUGUUGUGUUUAUAUUUGCCUUUUAAAAUCCUAAUUUUGUAGAUAAGUCUAUCGGUCAAUUCAAUUUAUAGAACCUGAUGCUCCAUAUGAACUGGCCAUCUAAGUCUUGAGCGGUUGAGGCAUUUAGUCUAGUUUUAAAGAUGAAAACCUAAUCUUACACUGAUGGUGCUCCUGUAGUAGCCAACCCAAACUCCAAUGUUGGAUAAAGUAAAUGAACUAGAGUAAUGUGUAUGGUGCGAAAGGUUCUUGUCCAAUGAAAGGACGAUCAAUAGUCUGAUGCUUCACAGCAAUUACGGCACAUUUGGCGUCAGUUAAUGGCAGUUUAACAGUGGGUAAUGAGAUCAUGGCUGAUUCCUUAUCUUCCUUAUCUUUUAGUGUUAGUGACAUCAUGGCAGCCUUAAUCACAUUGUCUUCUGUGAUAGCUGUAAACAAAGGCUCAAGCCCAACACAGAUUAGUCACUCCGACUGGUUGCAGGCUCUCACAUCUGUGCUGCUGAGGAGAGGGAACACCCUGAACCACACUCAAAUGACAUGCCUGUCAAAGUGACGCCUUUUCUUUCUGCGAUUUUACACAUCAACUCUCUGUUUUCUCCUCUUGCUCAUACUCUUGUCAUGACUAUCAAUGCAUAUGACAUCACCACUAAAAUGUCUUCAGCUGACCCACAUUCACGACUGCCUGACUGAGAGCAGCAGAUGUCUGCCGUGGUUUUUCCUCUCCGCUCAGCAAUGAAACAACACAAUAUUUGAGCGUAAAAUCCUCCUCGGGAGAGUCUGCCAGUGACGGCUUCUAUUUAAAGUUCAGAAAUAUUAUUCCUGUGUCGGAGAUGGCAGCUCUGAGAACACCGCGGGUACUACGUGAUCAGGAGCGACGCUCUAUAUUUGUAAGAUCAUGCGGCUUGUCAUGCUGCAUGCUCAUGCUCCAGAAUCCUCACUGCUGCCAUGAAACAGACUUCAGAUGCACAGAUCUUCACCUGCUGUCGAGUCACAGCGAAGCAGAGCAGGUUGUCUUGAACCCUUCAUAUCAACAUGGAGGACUUUGAGUUCAGUGUGGAAAUCUCUGACUGCGACUGGGAAUGCUUCUUCAACGAGUGUGAGGAGUGCAACCUGCUGUCUCCGGCACUAGCUGGAGUAGAUGACUCUGGGUUGAGUGACAUUAGCUCUGGAUCACGGCGGUCAAAAGGACCUCGCCCAGCUGAGUGUGCCUAUGGCCUGGAUCCUACAGCAGCUGCCACGCCACUGGACGACAGUAUGGCUACAAUUCACCACGGCAGUCGAUUGAGCAUCUUGUCUGACAGUGAGGAGGACAUCCACCUCCGGUCUGUUAACAUGUUCUUUGAGAGGAUGGCUGGAGGAAUGCAAUCUAAGGUAAACCCAGAGGAGGAGCAGACGAGUGGUUCAAAACAAAAAAUCACCAUACAAGGAUUGCCAGUUCCUGGGAAUAAUUCUGCUGCUCAUUCCGGGAUCUUACCUCUGCCAGUGGGCCAGACAACUGCACAGUGGGAUAUGACACCUCAACUGAAAGGUGCCCAUCAAGAGAAUGCUUUGACUGACACAUGUAACCCAGACUCACAGAGCAGUCAUGAAAUGAUAGUUCAAGUUAAGAGAAGGGAUGAUGUGAGCUCGGAGGAGAGCCAAAUCAAAGCUCAAGAUUGGUCUCCGUCUGCGUCAUUUAAACGCAAGAGAAGGAAAAAGCGGCGACUAAACUUUGAGCCAGAUGAUAGGAAAGUUUUUUUCAAGCGAAGCGACUCGGAAGAGGAGCAGUAUACAUUUAGACCAGAAGCAAAGCUUCUCCCUGCCCCAAUAACCCCACAGCCUGGGUCACUGAAUAUUUGUCAUCAUCCUGCUCUGUGUGGAAAUAAAGAUUUACAUGAUUUUAAGUCACCACGCCAUCACACAAACGUGCACCCAACUAAAACUCUGGAUUCUGCAGCUGCCUAUUUAACAGAAAAUAUUGACGGGAAGAGUUGUCCAGAGUAUGAAACUGUGGACACAUCGACUUCAGCCCCCAGCGUUUUGGCGACUACUCCCACCCACGUCCCCUUUCUGGAUAUAGGCCAAAAUGACAACCUAUCCUCUGGAAAGUCAGUUGUGGCUGUAAAGGUCGCGAAUGCUGGCAACCAGCAACUCACACUGUGUGACAUAGACUCUGAGCAACUUGAGCCAGACGGUCACAACAAAGACCAAGAUAGCCCUCCAGUUAGAAAGGCCACCCCCUUGUUAGAGGAAGGACUGAUAUUAGAUGUUAAUCUUUCAGCAACGACUCGAGAGACUGUAUGCAAAUGCAAUGUUUUGUCAGAAAUACGUGAGUUGAUUGAACCAAAGGAAACUCGCAGUCAAAGUUCCUCUCCACCUGCUGUUGUUAAUAUAACCAACGAUAAUCCCAUACCUGAUGAUGUGGAAACAUCUUCCUUAGCUGUUUUAUGCUGUUACACUGAAGGACUUCAAACUGAACACUCAGUGUUUGAUGCAAACAAUCCACAUGUGUCGUUGAGUUCGCCCACCACCGUCUGCCACGUUGAUUCAAUGAGGCCAGGAAGUUGUAAAAUGGAAGGAGAGAGUGUGUCUGUCCCUCAACUUCAGGAGUCUGUAAUCGGUGGACUGAACAAUGAGGAAGGAGACUCUAAAUAUAACUGUGACUCUAAAGAUUCAAAACCCACUGUGUUUGCCAUGUCGUCGUUCUGGAGGGAAAUGGAGAAGCUGACAAUAAAUGAUAUUCUUGGUUUACGUAUGGUCAACAGAGGAGCUCAACAUGAUCAUCCUGAACAUGAAGGAAGUGAAUCCGAGCUCUUUGUUGAACAGGAUGGAUUCAAGUCUCCAGCUCAAGAUUAUGACCUACAAGAAGUCGAAUCUCACCCCAUCAAGAGUGUAACAUGGGAAGACGAACCCAUCACAAUGAGUCUUGGGAAUGGUCUUUACUGUCCAAGCAGUGCCAUAGAGGACGUCUUUGACCCAGUAGUUUCAGAAAGUUCUCAUAACUGCUCGAAAAAAAUGUCCAAAGCUGUGAGUGUGCAAAAUCUCCCUGCCCUGGAGUCUCUGAGUGAUCCACAUAAGAAAGGGCAUUUACACGGCACACAGGAAGAAGUGAGGGGGGGAGUCCAAUCUAACCAAGAUGACGCUAUUAAAGGGAUAACUUCAUCCAGUGUAGAGAGCUAUAAGGUCUCUCUGACCAGCAUCUUACAGUAUUUCUUUGGUAAAAAGCCGCCCAUCUCCAGCCAGGCUGUGGUGGAAACCACCAACUUCACUGCAGCAACAUCUCUCGCUGAGUCGUAUGAUCUUUUCUUCUCUGAGUUUGAUACUGAACAUUUCUUCUUUCCACUGAUGAAAUCGGAUGACACUCGGAUGGUUCCCAUCUACUCCCGUUCCCGCCCCUCCACCAUGCAGUUCCCGGAAGUGUACGAGAGUCUCUUUGCCUCAUCUUCCUCUGAUGACUCCUCCAGUGAGGAGGAGGACGAGUCCAUCCGUCAACCGUUCAGGGUGAUUACCAGAUGGAGUCACCAGCCUUCCCAGACCUCCACGGACAUUUAUGAUCAUUUUUUCUCAGACGGCGACGUCAGACAGAAUUUCUUCUGGGGGUCUGGACUUUCAUUCAGGAAUCUGAGAUGGAGAGGCUCCACAGCUGAGAAGCAGCUAAGCUUGUCCAGUAUAACCAUGAGCGGCAGAUCCAGGAAACGGAUGAGUUUCCCUCCUAAUAUUUUAGGAAAUGGACAUGUUGUUCAUCCUGAUCCACUCCUCCUUCACUUGGAGGACAGAAUCAAUAGUCAGCUCAUGAAACCAUUCAGACAUGAGAAGCUACUGCCUUCAAAUCCAAGGCUGGAUGCUCCACUGCUGCCUCUGAGACAGUCAGAUAUGUGUCUGAUCUGUAUUGCUUUUGCAUCCUGGGUGCUUAAAACUGCAAACCCACAAGUGGGUGACACGUGGAAGGCUGUUCUCCUGGCAAACAUAAGUGCCCUGUCAGCCAUCAGAUACCUGAGAAAGUACAUGAAGGUGGAGACAAGGGACACCAACAAGAUGUUACAUGUCACAGAAUCAUCUGAGUCUAUCAGCCUGUGACACCUUUCAGUUUUAUUUUUGUUACUUAUAAAAGUGGUUUAUGCAUACUCUACAUAUUUGUUUUUAUCCUGAAAUACAGAUUUUUGAUAAUGAAGCACUUCAGAUGUUGACCACAAGAGGGCGGCGUUAGCCCAUAUAUGAAACAAACCUGGAGCAACAGCGCAGUCUUUUUUUUGAGUGCUUCGAAGGUCUUGGUGAUUCUGUUAAAGGAAGAUUGGAAGAAUGUUUGAUGAGGUGAUGUAAUACUGAUAAAUAUGAUUUUUCCAAUGACCAAAUGAGGCCGAACAAAGUUGGAACAAGGAGGAUGUUCAGCUGCAGAACAAUUAUUUAACUGUGUUAUCUGGUAUAAUAACCAGGUGAUAACAUAUGUCAUAUGUGGAAAUUGGAAUCUAUGUCAUGAGGUGAAAAUGUUUUUGCUUUUGUUUUCUCCAUUAUGAAUAAAAGCUUUUAGAAUAAUGUAUUCUGAAGACCCAAAUGCAUUUAGAUUCGAUGAUUUGUGUGAAAUUCAUUCCUUAGAAUAUAGAAUAGAAAUAUCUUAACAUGACACUCACGCGCGUUGCAUACAUUCACAUUUUGCUGGUGGAAUGUUUCGUUACAUGGAGCUUAUAAAUGUAAUAAAUUUGUUAUUGUGAAAUUGCAAAGUAGCAUUGGAAACUCCUGGCUGCUCUCAUGGCAUCAUUGAGGCUGACUGGUCUUAGAUUACAUUCCAAGGGGGUUUCAAAUAUUGUAAGUGGAUAUUAUGGUGAAUGCUUUUAUUGAUAUAACUAGAUUUGAGGAAGCUGCUUAGUCGGGGUGCAUUUUGUUUGCCACAUUCUGUACAACUUGUUGAGACCCAAAAAAAAUG